UAUAAUAGAAUUGGAUUCGUGAAUUUUAUGAAAUUUGCCUGUAAUAUUAUAAAGUUGGUUUUACAAACCGGAUUCACAUUGCUAGUCUAUUGUUUAUGAUUGUUCAAUUAGUGGGAAAGAUGCACGGUGUUAAUUCAUUCCAUAAAUUUAUUUUAGCACUUUUGGUUCUUGUCACAUAUUUGGGAUUAGGUGCUACACAAGAAGCGAGUGAUGCUUAUUUGACAAUUAUGGAAACCUUCGCCAAAUAUAACUACGAGGGAGAAGAACAUGAAACGGUGACAGAGGACGGAUACAUAUUGAAGAUGCAACGACUUCUCCCCAAAAUUAACCGUACCGACGCCAACCUACCCCCCGUCAUGCUGGUUCAUGGUUUGAUGGGUAGUUCAGAGAACUUCAUAAUCGUCGGGCCUAAACGAUCUCUUCCCUAUUUGUUGGCGGACAGGGGCUACGAAGUUUGGCUGCCGAAUUGCCGAGGCAACUUCCAUUCCAGAAAACACGUCACCCUUGAUCCUGACAACAAUAAAACUUACUGGCACUUCAGUUGGCACGAAAUCGGAAAGUACGAUUUGCCGGCCAUGAUCGACUACAUACUGGAAACGACGAACAAAAGCCAAAUCAUUUAUGGAGGACACUCGCAGGGCACCACCGUUUUUUACGUAAUGGCGUCCGAACGGCCGGAAUACCAAUCGAAGGUGAAGCUGAGCAUGUCUCUGGCCCCGUCUGUUUUCCUCGAACACACCAAGCAACCCAUGCUGAGGGCUGUUUCGAAAUAUUACAGAUAUUGGCACAAUUUGGUGUCGGCUUUGAACCAGUACGAGUUCAUACCGUUCAUCCCCAACAAUGUGGCGAGAGGUCUGACCAGUUACAUGUGCCAGUUACCGGGACCGAUGCAGUACGUUUGCAGGAUGUUGGUACUCAUGCUUAUAGGUUCAGAUCCCGAACAACUUGAACCUGCAACAAUACCAAUAGUUUACGCACAGAUUCCUGCGGGUGCUUCGGCGUGGCAGUUCCUGCACUACGCCCAAAGCAUUGUUUCUGGAGAAUUCAAACAGUACGACUUUGGUAAAAGAAUUAACAUGAAAAGAUAUAAUUCAAAGACACCACCUUAUUAUAAUUUAAAUAUUACGACUCCAAUAGGACUGUUCUACGCCAAAAACGACAUGUUAAAUGAUGUUGAAGACGUUGAAAAUUUAUCCAGAAUCCUGCCGAAUGUGGUUAAAUUAUACAAAGUACCAUAUGAGUUCUUCACCCAUUUCGACUUCGUGAUGGCAAAAGAUGUUGUUCCUUUUGUAUACAAGGAAGUACUCAAAUUGAUAGAAGGUUAUGAGAAUAAAACUGACUGACGUCAAAUGUG
Molecule: messenger RNA, 1354 nt
Organism: Aethina tumida (small hive beetle)
Lineage: Eukaryota; Metazoa; Arthropoda; Insecta; Coleoptera; Nitidulidae
Product: lipase 3
Exons: 6
Coding region: 96-1343 (415 amino acids)
Molecular function (GO): hydrolase activity, acting on ester bonds
Source: RefSeq, a predicted model, not a curated record